CCUAAGGGGUUCCUUUCUAGGGGUUUGUCAAGGGCUCUUGGUGGACAGUGAAGUAGAAGUCAAAUCUACCCUGAAGAAUUCUCCUGGCCCGGUCAAAUCGGGGGGCGUGGCCUGCCGGAGCCGCCAAGAACUCCUGAAAACAAAAUUUCUCAAAUCUCUGAGAUGAGAAGGAGGGGAUAGGAAUGGGUGAGCUGGAAAGGAAUAGGGAUGCCAAAGCUUGGACCAGAAGAAACAGGAACUGGGAUCUGGGGAGCGUCAAGGCUGCUAAGGGCUAAACUGAGCUGGAAAGACUUGGGAAUCCCUAAUCCGGCGAGGGGCUGACAGGGUGGGCAUCAGAUCCAGGCAAGCAGAGGCCCUAACAGUCAGUUGACAGCAGCCCAGAGACCUGGGCGGGGGAGGGGGGACUGUGGGGAAGGGGCGUCGCCUCUGUCGCCCCCGCCCUCCCCAGUGUACUGGGCGGUGCCUCGCCACCGCCUUUUUUCAUUUUUUAAUUCGGUCCCACCCCUCUGGCCCCUCUAGAGGGGCCAUGAGCCUCUGCUCGGCACCCUGGCGCGGAUCCCUGGGUUAGUCUGGCCUGGGCCACUGACGUCACCACCAAGUUUGCUGUCCUUCGCGUCCCACGUGUGGCGGUAGCGGCCAAGGAGGCUGCAGGGAGCGUCUAGGAGCACAGUGGCAGCGACCACUGACAGGUCCCGAGCACAGGGUCCACUCCAGGAGGCUCCCAGUUGGAGUCCCAGAGGAGUGGGUAGACUUCCGGAGAGCCCCAAGAGGCCAGAAGGUUCGAGUUCUACUCAGACCGAAGGGCUAAGGGGGACCUGGCUCCGUGCUGAGACCAUCUGAGCCAGGACUCUGAGCGCGCUCCUGGGAGGGCCAGGAAAGCGAGCAGCCAGCGGCUGGGAAAAGGGUCACUCGCUUUGUCCGGAGCGCACACAGCUCUGCGGACCGGGAGCCCCGCGUCCCCUCCACAGGGGCCGAGCCAAGAAUGCAGGGUCGCUGAGUCGAGAUCCGCACCGAGUGGCCGCUCAGGAACCUUGCUGAGCCCAGCGCCUUCGCCACCGCCGCCCGCCGCAGAGACUGCGUUGUCCGGCGACUCUCGGGGACCCGGGGCGCCGAGCUCUGCCCAACUAGGCUCAGGACACGAGCACAUUUCAGACCCGAGACGAUGGUUUCUUAAGCACGGCCCCGAACCCCACUUCCUGCCCCUUCGUCCGGAGCCCGGGACCCCGAGAAGGGCUCGCAGGCGGCUUCUGGUCCCCGCUCUAGCUCUGGCCGCCGCUCCGCGGGGCACCUCUCCCGCAGGCAGGGGCGCUCAGGCGAUGUGGCCUCAGGGCAGCGAGCGGGAUGGCAGGGCUCCUGGUGCAGUCCCGGCCUAGCAUGGCCCGCCGGUCGUCAGUCGCCUGUGGCUAGGAUGGCCCCCUCGGGCCCCGCCGGUGCCCAGCCAGGCCCGGCUGAGCCACUGUCGCGCAGCAUCUUCAGGAAGUUCUUGCUGAUGCUCUGCUCGCUACUCACUUCCCUCUACGUCUUCUACUGCCUGGCCGAGCGCUGCCAGCCCGGGUCAGGCCCCGUCGCGGGGGUCCCGGGGAGCGGCGUCUCUGCAGGACCGAGGGAGCUGGCGGCGUGGCCGGCGGGGGCGCAAAGGAAGCGCCUCCUGCAGCUGCGGCAAAGGCGGAGACGCGGGCGGCCCGGGCCAGGAGACAGCGGCGACCAGGAUGAGCAGAGCCCUGGGCUGACCGCGGCUCCAGGAGGCUCCGGGGCGGGAAGCAGCGUGGCGGAGGCCCAGUCCGGGACCCUGGCCCUACUCCUGGACGAGGGUAGCAAGCAGCUGCCGCAGGCCAUCAUCAUCGGCGUGAAGAAGGGCGGCACGAGGGCGCUGCUGGAGUUUCUGCGCGUGCACCCCGACGUGCGCGCCGUGGGCGCCGAGCCUCACUUCUUCGACCGCAGCUACCACAAGGGCCUCGCCUGGUACCGGGACCUGAUGCCCAGAACCCUGGAGGGACAGAUCACCAUGGAGAAGACGCCCAGCUACUUCGUGACCCGGGAGGCACCAGCGCGCAUCUCGGCCAUGUCCAAGGACACCAAGCUCAUCGUGGUGGUGCGCGACCCCGUGACCAGGGCCAUCUCGGACUACACGCAGACGCUGUCCAAGCGGCCGGACAUCCCUAGCUUCGAGAGCCUGACGUUCCGCAACCGCAGCGCGGGCCUCAUCGACACGUCCUGGAGCGCCAUCCAGAUCGGCCUGUACGCCAAGCACCUGGAGCCCUGGCUGCGCCACUUCCCGCUGGGCCAGAUGCUCUUCGUGAGCGGGGAGCGGCUGGUCAGCGACCCGGCCGGGGAGCUGCGCCGCGUGCAGGAUUUCCUGGGCCUCAAGCGCAUCAUCACCGACAAGCACUUCUACUUCAACCAGACCAAGGGCUUCCCAUGCCUCAAGAAGGCGGAGGGCAGCGGCAAGCCGCACUGCCUGGGCAAGACUAAGGGUCGCGCGCACCCCGCCAUUGCGCGCGAGGUGCUGCGGCAGCUGCGUGACUUUUACAGGCCCUUCAACCGCAAGUUCUACCAGAUGACCGGCCGCGACUUCGGCUGGGAUGGAUAG
This is a messenger RNA of Microtus ochrogaster (prairie vole), 2590 nucleotides long. It is a transcript of the gene Hs3st3a1, whose product is annotated as heparan sulfate-glucosamine 3-sulfotransferase 3A1. The record is from RefSeq and is a predicted model, not a curated record. Lineage: Eukaryota; Metazoa; Chordata; Mammalia; Rodentia; Cricetidae. Gene Ontology annotation, molecular function: [heparan sulfate]-glucosamine 3-sulfotransferase activity.